Messenger RNA from Didymodactylos carnosus, 403 nucleotides. The record is from the annotation of a GenBank genome assembly. Lineage: Eukaryota; Metazoa; Rotifera; Eurotatoria; Philodinida; Philodinidae.
AUGAAAAAUAUUUACGCUGAAGCAGUAACGACACCGAACAACUUUGUUUCCGUUACUGGUUUGACACCAAUAACAUUUGAAGAAGUCUACCAACAAUUCUAUGCAGUAGCGACUGAACGAUUAUACACAACAUCGCGUCGACCUCAUUUACGUUUAGUCGAUAGGAAUCUUCUAUUUUUAAUAAUCCAUUGGCUACGAUGUUAUCCGACGUAUUCGCAAUUGAGUUUAUUAUUUGGUGUCAGCCCCGGUCAAAUCAGCCGUCACAUACGUGGUUUUUUACCGGAUCUCGAACAGUCAUUAAAGUCAGAAAUUAAAUGGCCAUCAUUAAUUGAGUUUGAACAACAAGUUGCACGGCAUCCAACGAUUGGUAAUUUUAUCGGUUCGAUUGAUGACACGCGACACA